AUGCGCCCGUCCAGCACCUACUCUACCGAGAUUCGGUCCGGUGAAGUGCGCCUCGGCCUUGGCACCUUCGACACCGCCCACGAGGCGAUGCGGCAGCGGGCGCAGGAGUUGGCGCCUCCCCCACGGCUUAUCACCGACGAGGAUUGUCACAAGAACUGGAGGCGGGAGCGCCGUCUCAGCCUGACCGAGAUGAACGAGCAAGCCAUGGCGCUGUGGUGCCAACGCUUCCCGCAAGACGUCAUCAACGAGCAACAGUUAUUCGUCGAGAGGAGGGCGAAAAGGGAGGAGAGGAGGGUGGAGUGA
Aegilops tauschii subsp. strangulata is the source of this 303-nucleotide messenger RNA. RefSeq lists its product as uncharacterized. The record is from RefSeq and is a predicted model, not a curated record. NCBI's taxonomy places the organism in Eukaryota, Viridiplantae, Streptophyta, Magnoliopsida, Poales, Poaceae.